Molecule: messenger RNA, 2868 nt
Organism: Cotesia glomerata
Lineage: Eukaryota; Metazoa; Arthropoda; Insecta; Hymenoptera; Braconidae
Product: ATP-binding cassette sub-family G member 4
Exons: 7
Coding region: 690-2600 (636 amino acids)
Cellular component (GO): plasma membrane
Molecular function (GO): ATP binding; ABC-type transporter activity; ATP hydrolysis activity
Source: RefSeq, a predicted model, not a curated record
UGCGCACAUUGUUUAAUGAAACUAAAUUGACAGUUUUAAUAGAGGCGUCAAAAGAAAUAAUAGAUCAAUCAGUAUUGAUGAUUUUAAAGUGUCGAUUUAAUCUUUAUUUUAUGUUUAUUUAUUAACCAGCAUCGUGUUAUAUUUGUAUUGGGCAUAUGUAUAAUGUAAAAUAUAAAAUGUAGCUAUAAGUAACAGAGCAGAUUACAUUUUUUUAAUACAUAAAUAUAUGUGUAUAAUUAUGAGUAUAUGAAUACAAUGAUACUAGUGAAGAAGAGACUAGUAUAGAGAAUACUAACAGAUACAGUACAGCUGACGAUUGUGUUGCGUUUUGCCCGCUUCCUGGUAGAGUAAAGAGACUUGACUUUACUUGGACGCGCUCGUUCAGUUCAUUUUGAUUUUCAGUCUACAUCAAGACUUCACGCGGCUCGGAAGUUAUUUCAAUAACGUAAACAUUGUGCAUUACUCUUUAAUUAAUAAUAACUUUUUAGUUAUAUACUACUACUAUUAAUAAUAAAUUUAAAUUAUUAAUAUAAAAGUUUUAAUUUUUGUGGUAACUUGGAUUUUUCUUUCAACAUUUUGUCUUCUGAACAAUUACCUAUAAAUGCUCGACUAGGAAUGAAUUUAUCGAAUGUAUUUGAAGAUUAAGGAGUAAUUGGAGGUUUAAAAAAAUUAUCUGAACUGCAAUUACAAUGACAAGCGGCUCGCAAACCCACGCGUCACCAUCACGCUCUUCCUUGAAUUGUUGUCAGGGAUCUGACGACACUAACAGUAUUAAUGAUGUUACUGAAAUACCAGAAGUUACUGCUAACAAUUACGGCGUUAAACCCAAGCACCAAUUCCCAAAACGCCCGGAAGUUGACCUGGCGUUCAACAAUAUUCGCUUCCAAGUUCGCUCGUGGAAUCUCCGGAAACUUAAACCAGAGUCGAAAGAAAUUCUUCAUGGCGUAAGCGGGGAAUUUCGCGCCGGUGAACUCACGGCAAUAAUGGGUCCAUCAGGAGCCGGCAAAUCGACCUUGCUGAAUGUUUUAGCAGGAUUUACCGUCCAAGGCAUGACCGGUGAAGUUUCAGUAAAUGGAAAACAACGUUCACCGUACAGCGAAGGAUGGAAAAGGACGUCGACUUACAUUCAACAAGAUUCGAUAACACGUGCUCAGUUGACUGUCGGUGAAGCUAUGACUCUUGCUGCGAAUCUUAAAUUAGGUUACACGAUUAGUUCGGCAUUCAAACAUACACAGGUCUUGGAGCUUCUGGAGAUGCUGGGAUUGAGUCAUUGCUACGAUACAUUAUGCGGUCGUUUAUCCGGAGGGCAGAAAAAACGAUUGGACGUUGCAUUUGAGCUCUUGAGUAAUCCCUCAGUAUUAUUUCUCGAUGAACCGACCACAGGUCUCGACUCAGCGUCAUGCAGCUCGUGCAUUGCGCUACUGCAUCGCCUAGCAAGAAUAGAAAGACGUACAGUUGUCUGUACGAUUCACCAGCCUUCGGCUCUGCUAUUCGAGAUGUUCGAUUCGCUGUACGCACUUGCCAGCGGGCACUGCAUAUAUCGUGGGCCCGUAUCGUCAUUCUUGCCUCACCUGACUUCUGUAGGGGUGAACUGUCCUGCUUAUCACAAUCCUGCGGACUUCCUAAUUGAGGUAGCAAUUGGAGACUACGGAAUAACUGUUGACAAGCUGGAAACAGCUGCUGAGAAAAUAUGGGAAGACCGCAAGAGCAUAACGACCGCUUCUAAGAUUGCUAAGUUCGAGGUUGAGGUUAAAGAACCGCCUCCCCCAGCUGGAUUUUUAGCUCAGUGUUAUCUCUUGUACAAGAGACAGCUUAUGUGUCUGAGAAGAGAUUACUCGCUGAUGAUGACACGGUUACUUUGUCAUCUGAUGAUUGGAAUAAUAUUCGGCUACCUCUACAUGGGAAGUGGAUACCGUGCAAAUGGAGUUCUUGCCAAUUAUGUCUAUUUGUACGGCUCGCUUUUGUUGAUAGUCUACACCGGUAAAAUGGCCGUAACAUUGGCAUUUCCUAUUGAGAUGCAGAUACUUACAAGAGAGCACUUCAAUAGGUGGUACAGAUUAGCACCGUACUACAUAAGUUUGUUGCUGGUUGAAAUACCUUUUCAAGCAGCCUGUGCCAGUACUUAUUUGGCUGUCAGUUACUGGCUAACUGGACAACCUAUUGAAACCCAUCGCAUAUUAUUGUUUAUGGUUGUCAGCAUUGCUGCCAGUUUGACGGCACAAGCUUGGGGAUUUUUCAUCGGAGCGACUACUCCAGUCAAGAUUGCUGUUUUUGCGGGCCCAGUUAUAGCUGUCUUGUUCUCAGUCUUUGGUUUCUGUAUCCGUUAUAUGGACACACCGGUUGGGUUCCGUUGGAUUUUCCACAUUUCGUACUUCAGAGCAGGAUUUCACAGUCUCUUGUAUACAAUCUACGGCUUUAAUCGUAUAGAUCUCAAGUGCGAUGAUAUUUAUUGUCACUAUAAAAAACCCCUAAAAUUUUUGAGCGAAAUGGAAAUUAACGACGUUAAUGUUAUGAAUAAUUUGGUCUUGAUCGUUGGCAUUGGUGUACUUAUGCACUUACUUACUGCAAGUGCGCUUUGGUGUAAAUUAAAUAGACGAUAAAACUUUUUUCACACUUAAAUAUUUUAUUAUACGUAUAUUAUUAUAAAGAAAUUAUGAAUUUAUAUGUGUAAAAAAUAUAACAUAAAGCGUGAUUGCUCAGUAUUUUAUGAAUGUGUGACUGUCAAUUAUUCAUUGUUGGAUACGAUGCCUUAUUGUUACUCAACUCAGAUGUAAUGAAUCAUUUAACUGACUGUGCUGUCAUUAAUUAUUCAAAAAUACGUUGAAUCUCUAUAUUAUAUAUAAAAUAACUUUUAUAAAUGUUUCAAGU